AAAUCUUGCUUCGGGAAGGCUCCAACCUUUCCCUCUCAGAUCUGUAGGAAACUUGCUUCAGGAAGGCUCAAACCAUGUGAAAUCAACCCUUACUAUUUCAGAAAUACUGGAUACAAGACACUUGAGGAAAUUAUAAAUAUUUAACCUUACUCAAAAUGUGCAAAGCAGAAUAAUGGAAGCCCCUGAAUACCUUGAUUUGGAUGAAAUUGACUUCAGCGAUGAUAUAUCUUAUUCAGUCACAUCACUCAAGACUAUCCCGGAACUGUGCCGAAGAUGUGACUCCCAGAACGAAGACAGAGCAGCAGUUUCUAGCUCUGGCUGGAAUUGUGGCAUCUCAGCUCUCAUUACAAACACACAGAAGCCCACGGGAAUUGCUGAUGUAUACAGUAAGUUUCGCCCAGUGAAACGGGUUUCCCCCCUGAAGCAUCAGCCAGAGACUCUGGAGAAUAAUGAAAGUGAUGAGCAAAAGAACCGUAAGGUGGAGCACCAGAAAGGGGGUGAGUCUGACCAGGGCCCCCAGGCCGAGGAGUUUGGCCCGGAACACGGAGGGGGCAGCGUGCCAGGGAAGAGCUCUGAGCCCCUUGCUGCUCUGGGCGAGCUGGAACAUUAUGACCUCGACAUGGAUGAGAUUCUGGAUGUGCCUUACAUUAAAUCCAGUCAACAGCUUGCCUCUUUUACCAAGGUAACUUCAGAGAAAAGAAUUUUGGGUUUAUGCACAACCCUCAAUGGCCUUUCUGUCAAAGCCUGCUCUCCAGGAAGCACUGAGAACCCUCCUUCCAGCCUGACACCCUUUUGUGUUCUUUCUCCUGUGAAAAGCCCUCACUUGAGAAAAGCAUCAGCUGUCCUCCGGGACUCACACAAGCUGUCCACUGAAGAGUCUGAGAGUUCACCUCCUCCUGUUAAGUGUGGCUCUGCGUACGAGCCUGAAAACCACAAUAAAGACUUCCUAAGCAAGGCCUUUGGUGAUCCACAUAACCGAAAAGUCGAGAAGACAGCACCUGACUGCCACCUCAAGACCUUCCACACACAGUCCUCAACCACAGAGUCCACACUGGGGGAGCAGGUCAAUGGCAUGGUCUGGACCAGCUCUCAAGGCCCGGAAGAAAAGAAUGAGUAUUUGAAAAAAGUAAAAAGCAUUUUGAACAUCGUUAAAGAAGGACAGAUAUCUCUCUUGCCACACCUAGCUGCAGACAAUCUAGACAAAAUUCAUGAUGAAAAUGGAAACAACCUGCUGCACAUCGCCGCAUCACAAGGGCACGCAGAGUGUCUGCAGCACCUCACCUCUCUGAUGGGGGAGGACUGUCUCAACGAGCGCAACGCAGAGAAGCUGACCCCAGCAGGCCUGGCCAUCAAGAAUGGCCAGUUGGAGUGUGUGCGGUGGAUGGUGAGUGAAACUGAAGCCAUUGCAGAACUGAGUUGUUCUAAGGAUUUCCCAAGCCUUAUUCAUUACGCAGGUUGCUAUGGCCAGGAAAAGAUUCUUUUGUGGCUUCUUCAGUUCAUGCAAGAACAAGGCAUCUCCCUGGAUGAAGUAGACCAAGAUGGCAACAGUGCUGUGCAUGUAGCCUCACAGCAGGGGUACCUCGGGUGCAUACAGACCUUGGUUGAGUAUGGAGCGAACGUCACCAUGCAGAACCAUGUGGGGGAGAAGCCCUCCCAGAGCGCAGAGCGGCACGGGCACACCCUGUGCUCGCGGUACCUGGUGGUGGUGGAGACCUGCAUGUCCCUGGCCUCACAGGUGGUGAAGCUGACCAAGCAGCUGAAGGAACAGACUAUGGAGCGGGUGAUGCUACAGAACCAACUCCAGCAACUCCUAGAGGCCCAGAAAUCUGAGGGAAAGUCACUACCUUCUUCACCCAGUUCACCUUCUUCACCAGCUUCCAGAAAGUCUCACUGGAGAGUUCCAGAUGCAAGUGAUGAGUCUGUAGCCAAAAGCAAACCAGGAGUCCAAGAAGGGAUCCAAGUUCUUGGAAGCCUGUCAGCCUCCAGCCGGGUCAGAGCCAAAGCAAAAGAUGAAGAUUCUGAUAAAAUUUUACGCCAGUUAUUGGGAAAAGAAAUCUCAGAGAAUGUCUGCACCCAGGAGAAGCUGACUUUGGAAUUCCAGGAUGCUCAGGCAUGUUCUAGAAAUUCGAAAAAGAUCCCUCUGGAGAAGAGGGAAUUGAAGUUAGCCAGGCUGAGGCAGCUGAUGCAGAGGUCGCUGAGUGAGUCUGACACUGACUCCAACAACUCCGAGGACCCCAAGCACACACCAGUGAGAAAGGCUGACCGGCCCCGGCCGCAGCCCAUCGUGGAGAGCCUGGAGAACAUGGACAACACAGAAAGCUUACAUCUGAUGAUAAAGAAACACUCCUUGGCAUCAGGACGUAGGUUUCCGUUUAGUACCAAGGCCUCCAAAUCCCUGGAUGGCCAUAGCCCAUCUCCCACCUCAGAGAGCAGUGAGCCAGACUUGGAAUCCCAGUGUCCAGGCUCAGGGAACACUCCUCCAAGCCAGCCCUCUGGAGACCCCAUGCAGUUCAGCCCUGACAGCACCGCUGCCCAGAAAGUUGCCACAAGUCCCAAGAGUGCCCUCAAGUCCCCAUCUUCCAAGCGCCGGACAUCUCAGAACUUGAAACUUAGAGUUACCUUUGAGGAGCCGGUGGUGCAGAUGGAACAAAGCAGCCCUGAACUAAAUGGAGACAAGGACAAAGGCAGGACCCUCCCACGGAGCUCCACAAGUAGCGAACCUGGGGAACCACUGAAAAGACCUUUCGGAACCUUCCGGUCCAUCAUGGAAACACUAAGCGGCAACCAGAACAAUAACAACAACUACCCAGCAGCCAGCCAGCCAAAGACUUCCACGCUGCCCUUGACCGCACUUGGAAAGAAGCUGGUGGACACCAAGGGAAAUCCCACCAGCUCUGCUAGCAAAGGAAAGAAUAAGGCCGAGAUGUACAGCAGCUGCAUCAGUCUUACCUCUAACACGCUGGUUGAAGAGCAUCUGCAUAAUUAUGCACGGCAUAAUGACAUCAAUAGAAAAAUGAAGAAACCCUACAGCAUAAAGCACAUUGCUGAGCCACAGUCAAAAGAACUGUUUUUGUAAAUCACUUUGUAAUAUCUCUCACUGAUGCCCUUGGACACCAUUGGAAAUUACUGGACUAUCUUCUGUGGAAGCAAAAUGAUGAAAAUAAUGCCUCACCAGCAGAUGAACAGAGUAUCAGGAUGCCUUAAAUUUAUAGGGUUAGACUAGAUGAUACGUUUUGGGGUGAUAUUUGUAUGUAUAACUUGUUUUUUUAAAGGUGCUGUUUAAAAGCAUGGUUGGGCAAAUGUAUGUUUGAUUCAACCUACUCACCAGACCUUCCCCAAUCCACUGACACUAUAUUGUAUUUCAUGGAUUGCAUGGUAUUUGCUAAUGUUGGUUCAACUUCUUUAACUCAGCUCCUCAGUGAGACCAGGUCAGUGGUAUUGUUUUCUGUCAAGUGUUUUUUCUGUCAUUUCUACUUUUUGUAUAAAAGAAAUAAAACAAUGUUAAUAGCCACC
Chinchilla lanigera (long-tailed chinchilla) is the source of this 3513-nucleotide messenger RNA. It is a transcript of the gene Sncaip, whose product is annotated as synuclein, alpha interacting protein. The transcript has 12 exons. The record is from RefSeq and is a predicted model, not a curated record. Bases 173 to 3076 code for a protein of 967 amino acids. Gene Ontology annotation, molecular function: ubiquitin protein ligase binding. NCBI's taxonomy places the organism in Eukaryota, Metazoa, Chordata, Mammalia, Rodentia, Chinchillidae.